Messenger RNA from Populus euphratica (Euphrates poplar), 955 nucleotides. RefSeq names its product Ubiquitin-like superfamily protein. The record is from RefSeq and is a predicted model, not a curated record. Bases 136 to 786 code for a protein of 216 amino acids. The transcript is spliced from 7 exons. NCBI's taxonomy places the organism in Eukaryota, Viridiplantae, Streptophyta, Magnoliopsida, Malpighiales, Salicaceae.
ACCAAGUCAAAUUUCCGUGUCCAUCCAUCCUCAUCAUUGUCACUCCCUGUAAAACCACUCAAAUCAAACCAAAACUAGAAUCCUAACUUGGCCGUUGGGCAGGAAAGAGCUUUUUGAUUUUGAGUAUUACUACCUAUGGCUGAUUCCGUUGAAGAUCUUGAUUCUCUAUUUGAUUACCGUCGCGUGCAGCCUAUCGCAAUCCUUGAUGAGGACGACGACGACGACGAAUAUGAUAAGCCACCAGUUCCUUCUCCUAAAAAAAGGAAGAUUUCCAAUCAUAACGUGGAGAUUGUUGGCGGUGAUCGUGAAGCAAGCCAAGUGACUAAUGACGAUGAGGAUUGGCUACUUCCUCCUCCUAAGGACUCCAGUGAGUCCCCGAAGCAGAUUGAUGAGGACUCAACUAUUAAAGAGCUGAGGUUAAGGAAGCAGGAACUAAAAGCUUUGACAAGUAAAGAGUGUUUGUUUCAAUAUCUGGAGUCACCAAAAAGACAAAGUGAUUCAGUGCAGGCUGAUCUGGAGUCUGGGGCCGAGCAACCAUCAAAGUCUGAUCAUGAAAGAGCUAAAAUAGUUAUUUCAAUUCAAGACAAGGAUGAAGUCAAACAAUUUCGUGUGUACAAGGAUGAAAAGUUCGAGCGGCUCUUCAAACGGUAUGCUGAUAAAGUUAAGCUCGGAAUUGAGAGCCUAGUUUUUAUGUUUGAUGGGGACAAAAUCAAUCUGACGGCCACCCCUGAUAGUCUUGGAAUGGACGAUGAGGACAUUAUUGAAGUGCUUGCCAAGAAAAGCUGACUAACAUGCCUCCUUAUGAAAUUUUGAUAUGUAAUUGUGAGUUAUCUUCGCUUUAACAGCUCAAUUGUUCAGAAUUCUUGCUAUAAAAUGUUUCGAAGGUUCAGUUUGUUUACGGUGGUUGACUGUGUUAUUGGUAAGAAGCCAUAAAAGAAUUUUUUUUUCUAGUUUU